UAUAAGUUCGUUUCAUUUCAUGAAAUAUCAUGAAGAAAAUGGCAAUUCUUAGAGGACACAAACUCGUUGAAAAAUGUAAGAUUGGUCCAUCAAUGAGAUCAACUUCUUCUGUUCCUCUGUCGUUCCUUGAUUUGCCUUUAGCAGGUCCUAUUUAUGUCAGACGCCAAUUCUUCUACCACUUCCCCCAUUCCACACUCCAUUUUUCUGAAACUACCAUUCCUUCUCUCAAAACCUCUCUCUCUCAAACCCUUCAACUCUUCUUUCCUCUUGCCGGAAACCUCCUGUGUCCUCCACCACCCCAUAAACCCUUCAUUCGUUGCACCCAUGAUGACUCUGUCCCCUUCACUAUCAUCGAGUCCAAAGCUGAUUUCGACUACCUCUCAUCAAACCACCCCAAAAGUCUCAAAGACUUGGAACACUUGGUUCCCAAGUUAGCAUGCACGAACACACACGAUGACACGUUUGUGUUCCCUUUGCUGGCAUUGCAAGCCACGGUUUUCCCCAACCGGGGCCUCUGCAUCUCGAUCACCUAUUGCCACGUGAUGGAUGAUAGUUGUUGCAGCAAUUUCAUGAAGUCUUGGGCUUCCUUUUGUCGAAGUGGUGGCGUUGACUUGACUCUUGAAGGAAAGUCAGCUCCGUGCAUGGACAGGGGAGUGUUGAAGGACCCCAAAGGGUUGGAAGCUAUCUUCUUAAGAGAUUAUUUUGAAGAGAGGUCAACUUGGAAGGAAAAGCUCGCUGGGAAAACCUCGGAGGUUUGCAAUGCUGAAGAUUAUGUCAAAGCCACGAUUGUUUUUGGAAGGGAUGAUAUCGAGAGGCUGAGAAGAUCGGUGUUGAAGCAAUGGAAGAGAAGUGAAGAAUUCAGCACGUCACAACAUGUAUCGAAAUUUGUGGUGACUUGUGGCUUUGUGUGGGCUUGUUUGGUUAAAACAAGACACAGAAGCGAAUAUGAAGAAGAUAAAGAAGAGUACUUUCGUUUCGCUGCAGAUUGCAGAGAUUGGCUUGAGCCUGCUGUGCCAGAAACAUACUUUGGAAACUGCUUAACGUUAUGUUUUGCAAUGCUGAAGAGAAAGGAGCUGAAGGGAGAAGGUGGUUUUGUGAAUGCGGUGCAGGUUAUGAGAAGGGCAGUGAGUGAUAUGAAAAGUGAUCUGUUUAAGGAUGCAGAAAACUGGAGGGAAACAUUUACGAGGAUGUUUGCUUUGGGAAGUACUUUGAUAGUUACAGGGUCACCCAAGUUCACUGUUUAUGAGACUGAUUUUGGAUUUGGAAAGCCUAAGAAAGUGGAAAUGGUACAUUCCAUGAAGGGUAUGUCUCUAGCAGAGAGUGGAGAAAAGGAAGGAGGACUUGAAGUUGGCUUGGUGUGUACAAACACACAAUUUGAAUAUUUAGUUUCUGUCAUUAAACAAGAACUUCAACUUUCAAAAUCCUGACUUUAUUAGUGUCAUUAUAAGCAAAAUUUAAAGCUGAUUCAAUGAGUAAAGCUUGACUUGAUUUUA
Molecule: messenger RNA, 1493 nt
Organism: Vigna angularis (adzuki bean)
Lineage: Eukaryota; Viridiplantae; Streptophyta; Magnoliopsida; Fabales; Fabaceae
Product: phenolic glucoside malonyltransferase 1
Exons: 1
Coding region: 30-1427 (465 amino acids)
Source: RefSeq, a predicted model, not a curated record